Molecule: messenger RNA, 1473 nt
Organism: Emys orbicularis (European pond turtle)
Lineage: Eukaryota; Metazoa; Chordata; Testudines; Emydidae
Gene: BMP5
Product: bone morphogenetic protein 5
Exons: 8
Coding region: 1-1473 (490 amino acids)
Cellular component (GO): extracellular region
Molecular function (GO): growth factor activity; cytokine activity
Source: RefSeq, a predicted model, not a curated record
AUGAACCUAAUGGCACUCAAAGCUUUCCUGGGCUUGCUCUGGAAUUGCUGGGUUCUAGUGGGUCAUGCACAGGGAGGCUUGGGAGACAAUCAUGUCCAUUCAAGUUUUAUUUACAGGAGGCUGCGGAACCAUGAAAGAAGGGAGAUCCAGAGAGAGAUUCUCUCUAUCUUGGGUUUACCUCACAGACCCAGACCAUUUUCACCUGGAAAGCAGGCUUCUUCUGCACCCCUCUUCAUGCUGGACCUGUACAAUGCCAUGACAAAUGAAGAGGAUACUGAGGAACUGGAGUAUUCACUGAGGGAAUCAAUGGGAGGAGAGAGCAGAGGGGUAAGAAAAGGAUACUCCGCAUCUCCAAAUGGAUACUCACAGAGAAUACAAUUAUCUCGCAUGACCCCCCUGACCACACAGAGUCCUCCCUUAGCCAGCCUGCGUGAUACCAACUUUCUGAAUGAUGCUGACAUGGUCAUGAGCUUUGUCAAUUUAGUUGAAAGAGACAAGGACUUUUCUCAUCAAAGAAGGCACUACAAAGAGUUUCGAUUUGACCUGACUCAAAUCCCACAUGGAGAAGCAGUGACAGCAGCUGAAUUCCGGAUUUACAAGGACCGAAGCUACAAUCGGUUUGAGAAUGAAACAAUUAAGAUUAGCAUAUAUCAGAUCAUCAAGGAAUACCCAAACAGGGAUGCAGAACUGUUCCUGCUGGACACAAGGAAGACUCAAGCUUUUAAUGUGGGCUGGCUUGUAUUUGAUAUCACUGUGACCAGCAAUCAUUGGGUGAUUAAUCCACAGAACAAUUUAGGCUUGCAACUCUGUGUUGAAACCGGGGAUGGUCGCAGUAUCAAUGUUAAAUCAGCUGGCCUUAUAGGAAGACAAGGGCCUCAAUCAAAGCAGCCAUUUAUGGUUGCAUUCUUCAAGGCAAGUGAAGUGCUUUUUCGAUCUGUCCGAGCAGCCAACAAUAAAAGGAAAAAUCAGAACCGUAACAAAUCCAGUAGCCAUCAGGAUUCUUCCAGGAUGCCCAGUGUAGCAGAUUACAACACAAGUGAACAAAAGCAAGCCUGUAAAAAACAUGAACUUUAUGUGAGUUUCCGUGACUUGGGAUGGCAGGAUUGGAUAAUAGCACCAGAGGGCUAUGCUGCGUUCUACUGUGAUGGAGAAUGCUCCUUUCCACUCAAUGCCCACAUGAAUGCUACAAACCAUGCCAUAGUUCAGACUCUGGUUCAUUUGAUGUUCCCUGAUCACGUACCUAAGCCAUGCUGUGCACCUACAAAACUGAAUGCAAUCUCAGUGCUCUACUUUGAUGACAGUUCCAAUGUUAUUUUGAAAAAAUACAGAAAUAUGGUGAAUCGGUGUAACUGGAGGAACAUGUUACGUCUUGGCUUGUGGAAUUUUGCAAAAGGCUCAAAGCUUCAGGAAUUCUGUGGAGAUCGGCUUGAGUCUGUGCCUAUAGCUUUCCAAGUUAACACAAAACACUUGUAG